Messenger RNA from Dreissena polymorpha, 2080 nucleotides. RefSeq names its product cysteine sulfinic acid decarboxylase-like. Gene Ontology annotation, molecular function: carboxy-lyase activity; pyridoxal phosphate binding. Gene Ontology annotation, cellular component: cytoplasm. The transcript is spliced from 16 exons. Lineage: Eukaryota; Metazoa; Mollusca; Bivalvia; Myida; Dreissenidae. Bases 144 to 1649 code for a protein of 501 amino acids. Gene Ontology annotation, biological process: carboxylic acid metabolic process. The record is from RefSeq and is a predicted model, not a curated record.
UUUAAAGCCAACAAAUCUUUAUUCUACACAAGUUUAUUGUAUCGCGCACUUUUGACAGGUAUAGCUGGGAGUUGGAUUAUUGCAACUAGCUUCAUAUAGUUAAGACUUUAUACGGAAGCUUCGCUAAAUUCCAUAAACGGAGCAUGUCCACCGGAGACGGGACCGAUAGAAAAGUGACGUUUAAAGGCAUUGACUUUGAAAGCCCGGAUGUACGUCAAUUCCUGGACAACGUUCAUAAGUUGAUAGUUGACGAUGUUUUGGUGAGAAGCACUAGCAGGGAAAACAAGGUGGUCAACUUCCGGGAUCCGGUGGAACUCCAGGAACUAUUAGAUCUUACAAUAUCGCCGGAUGGUGCUGAACAUGACACACUUGUCGAAGCCUGCAAGAACGUCAUUGAGUAUUCCGCAAAAACGGGCCACCCGCGGUUUUUCAACCAACUGUACAGUGGUCUGAACGCGUACGGCCUGGCCGGAUCGUGGCUCGCAGACUCACUCAAUACAAACAUCCACACGUUCGAGGCAUCGCCUGUCUUCGUCAUUAUGGAGCUGUCCCUGCUGCAGAAGAUAUGCGGGAUACUUGGCUAUGAGAAUGGGGACGGGGUAUUCUGUCCUGGUGGCUCCUUCUCCAACAUUAUGGCGAUGCACUUGGCGCGCUACAAGGUGGCACCGGAAGUGAAGACUGCGGGAAUGUACGGCAUGAAGAAGAUGAGAUUUUAUACUUCUGAUGAGGCCCAUUACUCGCUGGUGAAGGGAGCCAUGUUUCUCGGUAUGGGCUUGGACAGCGUUGUCAGGGUAGCUACUGACGAGCUCGGGAAAAUGAAACCGGAAGUGCUUGAGGCGAGAAUCCAAGAGGAUUUAAAGAUGGGUCACCUACCAGCCAUGGUGAUGGCGACUGCGGGUACCACGGUGCUGGGAGCCUACGACCUGCUAGAGGCGCUGGCUGACGUGUGCGACAGAUACGGCGUCUGGCUGCAUUGCGAUGCGUGCUGGGGAGGUGGCGCCCUUCUGUCGGACAAACACAGACAUCUCAUGGCGGCCGUUCACAGGACGCAUUCACUCGCCUGGAAUUUUCACAAGAUGUCAGGAGCGCCCAUACAGAGUUCUGCCUUUCUUGUGAACGAAAAAGGUCUGAUGGAGGAAUGCAAUCAAUUUAAAGCGGAGUACUUGUUUCAACCCGAUAAAUGUUACGACACAUCUUACGAUAUCGGAGACAAAACGGUCCAGUGCGGACGGAAGGUGGACUCGCUCAAGCUAUGGUUGCUAUGGAAAGCAGUCGGUGACGCCGGCAUGGCAGCCGUGGUGGACAACUGCUUUCAGAACGCGCAGUAUCUAGCCGAGAAGAUGAAACAGACAGACGGGUUCCGCCUGGUUAUUCCAGAAUUCGAGUGUGCUAAUGUCUGUUUCUGGUACAUACCGGAGUCCUUGCGAGGCCAAGAGGAAACCCCGGAUUGGUGGCAGAAAAUAUCCAAGGUCGGCCCCGCAAUUAAGGAACGCAUGGUGCGCGAGGGAAGCAUGAUGAUGGGUUACACACCACUGACAUGCAAAGGGCACGUCAACUUCUUCCGUAUUAUUCUGGCUAAUGCAAAGAGCGACCGGACGGACAUGGACUUUGUUGUCUCUGAAAUCGAACGGCUUGGAAAAGAUCUCUGAAGCUUUUAUGUAAAGCGCAUCAGAAUAGUCGUUUCAAAGUGAUUCUUGCUUGUAAAGCUUGCCGAUAUUACUCUGAUACGUAUGCACUCUAUCCGCGUAAAUAGCAUGCUUAAAGUGUCUUCUAUAGUUUUCAUAGGUUUAGUUUGUGUACGUUGUGACCGAGUUUCAUGACACGAUAUAAUUAUAAAGUGGCAUUUUCUUUUAUAUAUGUAACUCGAUUCCAGCACGGAAACUAAUACUGUAAUACUAAUACUUAUAAAUUCAUCAUUAUGGUACUAUCAUCAUUGCACAAAGAUCCGUGUUGAUAUUUUGGAACUAUACUAUAGUAAACAGGACAUGCACUUUUGUUUAUUAGAAGUUGUUUGUGCAUUAUGAAGGUAACGAACUGAUAUAUGUAAACUUGUUUAUUAUAAAGUGUAGUUUUUAGGAUC